Messenger RNA from Centropristis striata (black sea bass), 2127 nucleotides. RefSeq names its product interferon-induced protein 44-like. The record is from RefSeq and is a predicted model, not a curated record. The transcript is spliced from 7 exons. Bases 47 to 940 code for a protein of 297 amino acids. Lineage: Eukaryota; Metazoa; Chordata; Actinopteri; Perciformes; Serranidae.
AGGUUUUUAUUUAAAUUUUGCCAGGUGAAAAAAAAGGUUCGCAGCCAUGGAUUGGUUUGUAAAUUUAUUUUUACCAUCUCCUCCUCGUCGUCGUCGUAGUCCAACGCCACCUCCUCCUCCUAAGUGCUUUGAUCAGCCAUGGAGGACUCUGCCAGACAACAAUCAGAGUCUCACCUUUGUGAAAAACUACCAACCUGGGAACAGGGACGUCAGUCGUCUCAGGAUUCUGCUUCAUGGACCAAUCGGUGCCGGCAAGUCCAGUUUCAUCAACUCUGUGGACACUGUCUUACAAGGCAGAGUUACCGGUCGAGCUCCGACAGAUGCAAUCUCUGGGAGAAGCUUCACCACAAAGUACAAGACGUACAAGUUCAAGAAAGCUUCGGGUGGCUUUUAUUCUGUCGUUUUCAAUGACAUCAUGGGAUUCGAGAAAGCCACCAACACUGGAGUUGAUGUGGAAGAGGUCAAACUGGCCCUGAAAGGACAUGUUGCAGAAAAUCACGAGUUCAAUGCCCAACGGCGGUUGAUGGCGGGUGAUAGCGGUUACAGGUCAUCUCCCACUCUGGCUGACAAAGUUCAAGUCCUGGUUUGUGUCAUUCCUGCCGACCAAAUAAAUAUAGUAGCUAAAGAAGUUGUGGAGAAGCUAAGAGAUGUCAGACUCGCAGCCAGUGACAUGGGAAUUCCCCAACUGGUUAUUAUCACCAAAGUGGAUGAAGCCUGUCCUGAGGCGAAAAGAAAUCUGAAGAAUGUCUACAAGAGCAUUUACCUGAAGGAACUGGUCGACAAAUGCCACCUCUUAUUGGGGAUUCCAGUGAACUGCAUCUUUCUUGUGAAGAACUACUGUUCAGAAGUCGAGCCCAACGAUGUGACUGAUGCUCUGAUACUGAGCGCACUGAAGCAGAUGGUUAACUUUGGUGACGACUACGUCAGCUACCUCGAGUAGACCUGCUGCUGCUGAGGCAAACACAUUCUCAUGAAUGGGUUUGUAUGAUUCCCCACAAAAAGUAGCGCACUGAAAUUUGUAUCAUACAUUAAGUUUACAUUAAGCUUAGGUGCCAACAGCAGAGUUAAUGUGAGGAAAAAAGAACAGGGUUAGGGUUAUAAAAGCUACUUCUGUACACAACUUCCAACGGGACACGAACACCAGCCUCCAGGUCUGCAGGUCUCCUGUUGUUCUGGCCUCAGGCAUUAAAAACAUUUUUUGCUGACUGGGCUGCUGGUGUUUGUGAGAUCCAUCCACCACAGCUUCCACCCGCCCUACAGGCGCCUACAUGGCUAUAAUUCUACCCCACCAGAGAAAAUCUAUGCAAUUUGUAGAAAAGCUACACAUUCCAGGGCAUUACUUUUGGUAGGAAAUCAUACAAACCCUUCAUGAGAGCAUUCUGCUGAGACAAACCUUGAAUGAUUAAGACAUGAAAUAAAAUAACUUCAGUGUUAUCUGCAUGUUUUUUUCCCAUUUCGCUUUGAGUGUUAACUGUAUUGUAAGGCCUGCAAGACAUUUUUUAUAAGUUUGAAUUCAAAAGGCAGACUUUCAAAUUUGUCCUGUAGAAGAUAGUCGACAUCAUUCAUGAUGGCCACUGGUAUUGUCUUCUUAAUAAAGAAAGAAAAGGGUCAUGCUUGCAAGCUAUAAGGAAAUUAUGACAGUUCUUGGAUUUUUUAAAAAACAAAAUAGCCACAAUUGGCAAAAAUGUCCUCAUGCAUGUUUUUAGCUGUUUUUCAUUUUUUAUUUUACUAAUACUCUGUUGCAGUUAUAUUGUUUGAUUCCACAUUUGUUUGCACUGCCAAGUUGGUUCACACUACACUACCACCUGAGUUCUUUAUUGUUGUCACAAUGUAUCUUUACUGUAAUGAAUAAAGUAUGAAUAAGCUUUACAAAACCUGAUGCUGGAUCUUUUCCUUUGCUGAAACAUGAAUUCUAAUGAUAUAUGUGACGAGGCAUCAAACUGUGGAGUGAUAUUUAGCAAUCAAUGUUACAUUCAUAAUUCAGGGACAUUCACCAACAAACAUAUCAUUUAAAAAAUAAAAGCAGAUUUCAUCUGCUGAUUGUCUGAUCGUCUUAUAUUGCUUUAAUUUGAAGUGAAGAGUGACAACACAAUAAAAGACUUUGAUUUAUGACAUUUCAUUACACUA